Mytilus trossulus (common blue mussel) is the source of this 664-nucleotide messenger RNA. RefSeq lists its product as uncharacterized. The record is from RefSeq and is a predicted model, not a curated record. Lineage: Eukaryota; Metazoa; Mollusca; Bivalvia; Mytilida; Mytilidae. Bases 40 to 585 code for a protein of 181 amino acids. The transcript is spliced from 4 exons.
UGUUUGUUAAAAACCUGCAGACUCUCAAAGUUUUGCGACAUGCAUUUCAUAGUGACGCUUGGUUUAAUAUUCUUAAUUAGCCAUAUCUGUAUGAACUAUGUCGAAUCUAUGUCUUAUGAUGAUCUAAACUGUGUAGUGGAUGACACAUUACCAGCAUCAUCAGCUGACAACUAUGUUGACUGUCAAUCAAAAGAAAUGGUAGCAGCAGGACGAAACAAGUGUUGUAAGAUAGAGGGAAGUGUUGGGUGUUGCGAACCUGGUGGCAGGUGGAAGAAAAUUCUGGCUAUGAGCCUGGGUAUAGGACUGACCUUCAUAACAUUAGCUGUUAUUUAUAUCUAUUUGUUCUGGUGUAAGAAGGACACUAUUCCUUGUCUCGGACGUUGUCAGGAUAGAAUACAAAAGAAAUACUACCAAGCUGAAGAUUCACUUCCAUGUUGUGCCAGUCGUGUCGAAAGACGUAAACAAGAGCAAGAAAUUAUGGUAAAAUCAAAAGAUCAACCGGCAUUUAAUUUACCAGACGACGAAUUUUGUAACUCAAAUUACAAAGAAGAGUGGUGGAGUGGACAAACAAUUAAAAACUUUUGAUAUCGGAAUAUAUAUCAUUAUUUUGCCAGGAACUGUAUACGUUUGUGUAAUUAAGUUUCCGUUUACCACAAGUAUGAAU